Molecule: messenger RNA, 1945 nt
Organism: Cinara cedri
Lineage: Eukaryota; Metazoa; Arthropoda; Insecta; Hemiptera; Aphididae
Source: the annotation of a GenBank genome assembly
AUGGAAUAUGUUUUUGAACUCAGCUUAAAUCAAGCUGUUGCGGGUGGGGGUUCUAUCCAUCAAAGCAGUUUUGAUGGUAGAUCAGGUCUUUCAACUAAUUGCAAACUUAAUAAGGUUACUCAGCUGACUGGAUUUUCUGAUCCAGUAUAUGCUGAAGCUUAUGUGCAUGUAAAUCAAUAUGAUAUUGUUUUGGAUGCAUUCAUUGUUAAUCAAACUGGUAAAUACACAUAUAUAAUAAUAAUACAUAUUAAGAAAAAAAAUGUAUUUAUUAAUUAUCAUGAUAUAAGGUGAUACACUGAAAAAUUGCACCCUGGAGUUAGCAACAAAAUGAGAUAUAAAAUUGGUAGAAAAACCACAGCCUGUUGUUUUGGCACCUCAUGAUUUUUGUAACAUUAAAGCUAGUAUUAAAGUAGCAUCUACUGAAAAUGGCAUUAUAUUUGGGAACAUUGGUAAACUAUAAAAGAAUUUAAUUUUAUCAUAGAUUAUCUAUCAUUUAUUGUAAUUAGUUUAUGAUAUUGGUGGUGCAAUCGGUGACCGAAAUGUAGUUGUAUUAGAUGACAUCAGUAUAGAUAUAAUGGAUUAUAUAAUGCCAGCAGUUUGUAAUGAUUCUGAAUUCCGCCGAAUGUGGACUGAAUUUGAAUGGGAGAACAAAGUAUAGCAUCUUUGUUUUGUAUUCAAGUACCCAAAUUUAACUUUAGAUUAUUUUUAGGUUUCUGUUUCUACUAGUUUGACAGAUCUUAAUGAAUAUCUGGUACAUCUGUUGAAGAGCACCAACAUGAAAUGUCUUACUCCUGAAAAAGCAUUAUCUAGACAGUGUGGAUUUAUGGCGGAAAAUUUAUAUGCAAGGUCAAUAUUUGGUGAAGAUGCAUUGGCAAACUUAAGCAUUGAAAAAGGAAUCGAUAAGCCACAAGUCUGUGGUCAUAUUAGGAUUCGAGCUAAAAGUCAGGUAAUUAUAAACAAUGUAUAAAUUAAAUUUUUUCUGGCUUCUGGCUACCACACUGGUGUCUGUUAUUAGCUAAGGUUAAGUUUAGAGUUAAAAGUCCUGUUACUGGUUAUACCCUUCGGUGUGAGCCAUAACUGAAAAACAAUUUUUUUAUGGGGAAAGGGAGAAAAUCAAAUAUUUGCUGCCCAAUAUUUGAUGACACCUUACUGCUUAUUAUAUUUUUUUAGGGGAGGAGGAGCAUUAGCUCUUAUGCUUUUCUUGCAAGAUAUACUGUUUAUUUUUAACAAAUUGUAUUAAUGAUAAUAAAGUGUUUAACAUUUUUCAAGUGUUACUGUGUUGUAAAGAAUUUUACUAGAUAUUGUGACUAAUUAUUGAAGUCAUGUAGAUUGAUUAAGUUCUUAAAUAUUCAUUUAUAUUUUAGCUGUAAAAUUAAUAGAUUUCAAAUAGCAAUAUGAUAAAUAUAUUUUGAAAAGUUUUGGUGUUAAUAUAUUUAAGAAUGAUGGAUAAUACAUUUUCUACAAUUUUCGUAAGUUAAUAAUAAUUUAAAUUGUUUUCAUUACGACUUAAUAUCAAUUGGUUUGUCAAUGACCAUGGAAAAUAAAUUUUAUUUAUGUAAUAUGUAAACUUUAAAAAUUCAUCAUUAUUAAAUGUUUGCAACACUAAUACCUAUUUUGAUUCAAAAUAUAUUUAAAAAAUAGCUAACUUAAAUUUAUAAAACAACAAAAUCAGAGCAAAACACUAAAAAUUAUUAGAAAAAAAAAUUAUUUUAAAUAUUGAAUAGAACAAAAUUUGUUACAGGUGUCAGAUUUUAGUGUUAUACCUUGUAUAUUCAUGAUUUAUGAAUAUUGAAUAUCUUAAAUAUAUAUAUAUUUUAAUACAUUAUUAAAAUAUUGAUGUUGUUAAUUUAAUUCUAGGGUAUGGCACUCAGUCUUGGAGAAAAAAUAAAUAUGAUGCAAAAACGACCAUAUAAAGCAGUUUUUGCUUAGGUGUUGUAAAAUCAGA